AUGGCCGCGCAGGAGCCGCCGCGGCCGCCCCCGGGCGCUGCCGAAGCGGCGGAACCGGAGCCGGGCGGGCGGUACGAGGCGGUGGUGCCGCACUGGUUCUACUGCAAGGUCACGGACACGCGGGAGCGCUGGGUCCCGUUCAGCGCGCAGGACUCGGAGCGGCUGGAGGAGGCGCACGGCGCAGGGAAGGCCCAGGAUGACGUGGUUGUCCCCACGUCGGGGGGCAGGUACGACGUGCACCUGCGGGCGCGGCGGCGCGUGGCCGUGUACUGGGAGGAGGAGGUGUCUGAAGUGCGUCGCUGCACCUGGUUUUACAAGGGGGAGAAGGACAACAAGUUCGUUCCCUAUUCGGAGUCCUUCAGUGAGGAACUGGAGGAAGCUUACAUGAUUGCAGUGACCCUGGGUGAGUGGAAGAAGAAGCUGGAGUCCCCCAACAGAGAAGUCAUUGUCCUGCACAACCCAAAGGCUCUUCUUGUUCCCAAGCUGAUGGUUCACUACCAUCCCGUUGCCAGCUCUGAUGACUGGGUCUCCACCCCCACGGAACAAGGUCGGCCCCGAACUGUGAAGAGAGGAGUGGAGAACAUCGCUGUCGAGAUCCCCAAUGGUGAGCCGCUGCAGAUCGACCACCUGGUGUUCGUGGUGCACGGGAUCGGCCCCGCCUGCGACAUCCGCUUCCGCAGCAUCGUGCAGUGCGUGAACGAUUUCAGGAACGUUUCCCUCAGCAUGCUGCAAGCACACUUCAAGAAGGCCCAGGAGCAGCAGCAGGUUGGGCGGGUGGAGUUCCUGCCCGUGAACUGGCACAGCUCCCUGCACUCCACAGGCGUGGACGUUGACCUGGAGCGGAUCACGCUGCCCAGCAUCAACCGCCUGCGUCACUUCAUCAACGACACCAUCCUGGAUGUGUUCUUCUACAACAGCUCCACCUAUUGCCAGACCAUCGUGGACACGGUGGCCUCGGAGAUGAACCGCCUGCACCAGCUCUUCCUGCAGAGGAACCCGCAGUUCAAGGGCGGGGUGUCCAUCGCGGGGCACAGCCUGGGGUCACUCAUUCUGUUUGAUCUCCUGACGAACCAGAAGGCUGAUCCUGAGGAGGACGAGCACUGUGCACAGGUAUGGGAGGUCACUGACCUCCUUCCUGCAGCUGCAUGGGGACAGGGGAGAGAACACAUGCACAGCAACAAACUGGUGAGCAGAAAGCAUUAUCACUUCUGGAUCUGUUCACAGGGGUCCAGGACAACCUCAAGCAUGGGGGGUAUUGAGGAAGUGAAAGAAAUCCUGAAGAAGCUGGAGCUGUCUGAGUAUUGCGAUGUUUUUGAGAAGGAGAAAAUGGACAGGCAAGCACUGUUCUUGUGCACAGAGAAAAACCUCAAAGAAAUGGGAAUUCCCUUAGGGCCAAGAAUGAAAAUACUCCAUUACAUCAGCUCCAAGACAGAGAUUAAGGAUCAGAGCUCAGCAGCUCCCGGGCACAGUGAGCGUGGAGCCGAGCCAGGGUCCCUGUCCCAGCACGGGGACAGCUCAGAGCACGUCAGGAACUGCCAGUACAGGGACGUGGGCUUGGGACAGGUCUCAGCAAACUACCCCCAGCUGAACUACAAGCCCAGCAUCUUCUUUGCCUUUGGCUCUCCCAUUGGGAUGUUCCUCACCGUGCGAGGAGUGAAGCGCAUCGACCCCAACUACAGCCUGCCCACCUGCAAGGGCUUCUUCAACAUCUUCCACCCCUUUGACCCAGUGGCGUAUCGGAUCGAGCCCAUGAUCGUCCCGGAGCUGGAGUUCGAGCCCAUGCUGCUGCCCCACCACAAGGGCAGGAAGAGGAUGCACCUUGAACUGAAGGAAGGGCUGACUCGCAUGAGCGUGGACCUGAAGAACAACCUGCUGGGCUCGCUGCGGGUGGCCUGGCAGUCCUUCACCCGUGCCCCCGUGCCAGCCCUGGAGGCAGGGAGCUCUGAGGCCGAAGCAGAGGCAGAGGCUGGCACUGAGAAGCAGCCAGACACAAAGCCAGAGGAGCCCCCAGCAGCAGUGAAGGAGGAGACCCCCCUGAUCAACGUGGGGAGGCUGAAUGGAGGGAACCGCAUCGACUACGUGCUGCAGGAGAAGCCAAUCGAGAGCUUCAAUGAGUAUUUGUUUGCACUCCAGGGGCAUCUCUGCUAUUGGGAGUCAGAGGACACAGUUCUGCUGGUUCUGAAGGAGAUCUACCAGACUCAAGGCAUCACACUGGAUCAACCUUUACCAGGAAGCCAGUGACCAACCUGUGCUGUUCUGGCUGUCCAAUCCCACUGAGUACUCACCAGGAAAGUCCAGAUCUCUUCUCUGCCUUCCUCUCUCCUCUGCUACCGUGUCCUGCAUGCUGCUUCCCAAGUACUUGCUGCUGCCUGGAGAUAAGGAUGGAUUUCCCUCUGUUUUGGGUAGGGGUAGGGGGAAAAACCAUCAAGGGAAAACCACUUCUGCUCAAGCACACACAACACCUGUACAGUGACUCCCUGUGGCAACGUGUACUUUUCACCCUGCACCCCGUGAGUCCCCUCACCAGCCCCUCUCCAGCACUGCAGCAGACAAGCUGUCAGGAUCAGAACAGUGUCCUGGGAAAGGACACUCACAGCCCGGGACCCUGAGGAGAAAAAGCCUUAAACACACAGCGUGGAAAGAGCUCCAGCAGCCCUGGAGCAGGGGAGCUUGCUGACUGCUAACACAAACACCCACACCAGCACUGUGGGCCCGGGAGGCAAAGCCCAGGGUACAGGCUGCUGCUGCUGAGCCAGCAGGGUCUGUGCAGCAACCACCCACCCUCGUGUCCCUGCACUGCUGCUGCAUGUUUGUGCACCCCUGGGCUAUGCCAGGCAGGGCUGCCCUGUAAAGCACCCCGUGAGAGCAGCAUGUUUGUGCUCCUCCCUGCUGUGGUGUGCUGGUAGUGGCAGCUCAGCACCCUCACCCAGGCCGUGCUGGCAAACCAAGGACCCUCCCCAGGCACAGCCAGUGCCCAGCUGUACCUGCUCCAAGGAAAACUUCACCUCCAGCUCCAGCCAGCCUGGGCAGCAGCAGCUGCUCCUGGCAGUGGCAGGGCAGCGAGAGCCCUCUGCCCUGCAGGACAUGGAGCUGCCAGCUGAGGAUGGAGAUCCUGCCAUGCUCCAGUCCUUGUUUUUAGCUUUAAAUGUACAAAACACAGCCAGCAAAGGUGCAGGCCAGAUCCAGCAGGGUCUGGACACUGCAGGAAUGACACCAGCUCUGUAGGCAGCUCAGUCUGUACCUGCCUUGAAGCUCUUUUCUGAGGGGGACAGGGCUGGAGAGCCUCUGUGAUCCUUCCCUGGCCCCCAAAGCCCCUGGGCUGGCUCAGUGCCUGGGCUGGGGCUCCAGUGCUGUAUGAGGUGUUGCUGUGCAGCCUUUGGAAGAGCCAAACCACUUUAUCUCCUGCUGACUUUUGCCCUGCAUGGGGUAAGGAGCCUUUUUCCCCCACAGCCUGUUGGUUUGUUUUUCCUCCAUUGUCUGUUAUUUGCACUAUUGGAAGGGUUUUGUUUGCAGCCUCCAUCCCUCCUCCCAAGGAACAGAAGAUGUUCUUUACCUGACUGCAGGAACAGCCAAGCUGCUUGGUCAGCACCUGAACUGCUGCUGGCUAAGGUCUCAUGGGAGUAGGAAAAGGGACAGUCUUAACAUAGGACACUAAUGAUCAGCUUUUUAAGUUAUGCACUUUGUUAAAAAAAAGAAGUUAAAUACAUUUUAAAUGUUAUUUAAUGUCUUUUCCAGUAAAAGCCAAAAUAAAUAAGUA
Cinclus cinclus is the source of this 3757-nucleotide messenger RNA. It is a transcript of the gene DDHD2, whose product is annotated as DDHD domain containing 2. Gene Ontology annotation, molecular function: metal ion binding; protein binding; triacylglycerol lipase activity. The record is from RefSeq and is a predicted model, not a curated record. Gene Ontology annotation, cellular component: COPII-coated ER to Golgi transport vesicle. Lineage: Eukaryota; Metazoa; Chordata; Aves; Passeriformes; Cinclidae.